AUUGUAUACCUUCAGCACACCAACACCAGCGAAUAAGUUGAAACAGCAACAAGUAGAUCACGUGACAUUGACACACUUAAAAUGGUGUAUAAAGUGAGCAAAGGCGGAGUCAGGUCAGGAAACACCCUGCGAGGACUUCGUUCACUCCAGGCUAAAAGAUAUGCCCGCCAGGCUUGUAUUGUUGGUCGCUCCAGUCUGGCUACACAAGAUAUAGAGCUGCUUGUCAGCAACACCACAGACGACAGUUACAUUUCCGAGGCUCUGACGUCAACGGAUGUCAUUCUGUCUUUGAACAAAAAACAAAGAUGGCGUCUUCCAGCGACGGUUAGUCACAUGAUCAAAGCCGGUUACUUCGACAAGGACAACGCCAUGGUGUCCAUCUUGGAGCGACACAAAUUAAAGAGGAGGGCAAACUGCGUCAGCUUCGUCUGCAAUCGUGGACUUUACGGACAUGUCAUUCCCACCCAGAAGAGAUACUUCAGUUUCAACAUGGACAAAUUAGCAGACGAGAAGUCAAGCCGAAAGAUAAAACGCGCUAAAGCGGAAAUUUUAAGAAAGUCUAAAGUUACAAAAGCAAAUGGUCCGGCAUUAAACGCUCAAAAUGUCAACGUCUUCACCAUUUCUGGAGCAAAUGAACACGGCCCACUGUCCAGCUCCAAGCCAGAGUACAGACUGGAAGUCUUUUACCCUUGUCCACGUAGCUGCUCAUUGUCCUUCAACCCAAAGUACACAGACGUCAAGCUGGAGAUGAACGAAGCUGGGAAGCUGGAGAUGAGAUCUAAUGUCAGAACAUCAAAAAAGGCACACAGACAUAGACAUAAGUUGUCAAUAAAGGACCUGGCCAAAUAUGACGAGGAAAUAAUUCAAGACGAUGUGGACAUCAUGUGGGAGGAAGACAUCAAUGAUGACAGCAAGGAUGUUCAAGAAGACACAAUCUUCAGCACUAGUGACAAAGACAGCGAUUCGGAAGUCGAAAAUGAUUGCGACCAAAAUGAAGGACAAGAAAACACUGCUACUAUUUUGUCUUGCUUGAUUGCUCAAGCGGAAAGAGCCCGAUCAUUCUGUAGCACAGACAAGUCUGCAAAAAGAACAAAAAAAUCUUCAAAGCCAAAUCCAAAAAUAGAUGUUGAAAACAAAUCUCACAUUUUCUAUACUGACGAGUUCAAACCAAUGCAGCUCAGUAAACAAAUCAAGACGAAAGUAGAACAUUACAAAAAAGAAAAAGAAGUUGUUUUACGUUAUGGAAAAGUCAUUUUGUGUGACUCUGAAAUCUCUCCAGAAAAACUGAAAGAAAGAUUUGGUCAGAACUUUUCUGAAGCUGAUUGCGAGCCAAGACGUUUCACUAUCAACAUCACAGACGACAUUGUCAACACUCUGAGCACGUCACGAAGCGUCAAGUUGGGCUCAGGUCUGACGUCAUUCUUGGUUCUCAUCCAGGAUGGAUUUUACGAUGUGGGACAAAGCAGCUACAAAGUUCAAUUCAACUCUUUGAUUUGUUCAGAUACCAAGCGAAUCACAGACUCACUUCCGUUUCAGAAGAUGACCCUGGAAGAAAUCACUAGUUCAAUCAUCUCCACUUUGUUGGACAUGAAGCAAGAAGGAUUAGUGAAGUUAGGAAAUGUCUUACAAAGUCAUGAGACUGUACCCAGAAAUUAUUUGACAGACAAAUUGAACAUGAACAUUGAAGCUUUCUUCACUUCAGAACAAAUCAGUAAAAUUGUAAUUGAAGAGAAAGUGGAUAGUUCAGAAGAGCUGUACAAACUUUCAGAAGAUUGGGAGAAGGUUUUGUUUUGUGAAAUAUGUUAUGCUGACGUCACAUCCUCUCAUUACGAGUCAUCACCUGGCACGAAGUUAAAUAAAUGUGGUCACGUGUUCUGUGACAGCUGCUGGAGAACUCAUUUCAACACAAAGAUGAAAACUGGAGCUUUCAAAUUGACUUGCCCUGGAUAUGACUGCAAUGUCCCUGUAGGCCCCGCUACUCUCUUGUCUUUAGUUCAUGUGAAUGAUUUAAACCUCUACCUUCAGCGUCAGUGUGAGGCUGAGAUUGAAACAUCCCUGGACACUAAGUGGUGUCCUAACCCUUCAUGUGGCCGAGCUAUACGUGUCACAUCUGGGAAGAAGGUCAUAGGCUGUACAUUUGACAUAACAUGUGUUUGCGGCCAGUCUGUUUGUUUCGCAUGUCUUGGUAAACCCCAUUGGCCUGCCAAUUGUGUCCAGGCAGAAGAAUAUUCACAAGCUCUCCCCUCUCUAAAACCUUACCAAGAGACGGAUGACGUCAUUGAUCUACCGAGCAUUCCUUCCAAACCUUCCACAUAUGCAGUGAUUGAAAUUGAAGGGCGCCUUUGUCCCUCGUGUCACAGGUUUAUGGAGAAGAAUGGCGGUUGUCCACACAUGAAUUGCAGAUGCGGACUUCAGUUUUGCUGGACAUGCAUGAAGCCUAUAUCUGCUCAUGGCAAUAUUCCUUGCAUAGAAAAUGUCAAAUUAAUCAAAUCACUAACUCGCCAUGUCAAAGUUCGACAUGUGGACAUAGAAAGCUCAAAAUGCACCAAUCAUAGUCCCGCAAAAGUUACUAGACAAUCCAAACCAAGGGGGCACAAGGCCAGUUUGUACCAGAAAGCUCUUCAGCAGAGACAUGAAUCAACAAAAAGUUCCACCAGAGACCAAGUCAAAUCUCUUUUCAAACGUAUCCAACAUGUUGCAUUCAGUGACGAGACUUUCCAAGAGGAGAUUGCAAUGGCUUGUAAGAUUGAUCAAUCAAGUCUUCUAGAGUCCGAGCAGACGUCAUUGUUUCCUCACGUGACCAGAUUCCUGAACUCUUGUGUCCAGAUGAAACAGUCGUUACAUCACGUGGCUGAGUAUACUUUUGUUCUACUUCAAUCUGUCCCACAAAGUCUGGAGAGACAGAGGGCGCUGAAACUGGCCAAUGACCUCAGCGGAUACUGCAGUUUUAUUUCCUCAGUGUUUGAAGCCGGAACUAGUCAGGACCCAAGAGUGGCAUUUAGGAGACUAGUGGACAUAAGAACCUGGUCAGGUAGAGCUCUGGACGCUCUGUUGGUCACAGUGGACGCAUUCCGUUCAUAAUUACUUAAUGUUCCUCUUUUCACCCACUCUAUCUUUAUCACAUUCUUCUUUCUGCAGCUCUUUCUUUUCCCACUCUCCUCAUUUUUGUUUACCUCACUCUUUUUCUUUCUCUCCCACUUGAUUGUCCACUAUUUCCCUAUUCACAAACAUAUCGACCACAUUUAAGCUAAUUGUUUCAGUACUAAGUAACCCUCAAUGUACUACAAUUAAUCAGUACACAGUGUAUAUUAUACAAUUAAUCAGUACACGGUGUAUAUUAUACAAUUAAUCUCUUACAGGUUUUGAAAAGUUGAUUUAUUUUGUUUCUCAUUCUUUUUUUUUUUUUAGUAGUUUUAAAACUAGGUUCUAUUUUUCAUUGUUGGACGUAGCCUUUCAUAUGUCACUAAUUUUAUAUCUACUAUAUCAUUAGAUUUCCCAAAGAUUGUUAGCAGAAUUUGGUGUAAAAAAACGUGAACCACAAUUCAAACCACAUAUCAGAAAGUACAAAUGUACAAAUAUAUAAAUAGCUAACUAUUGUUUGAUAAAAACUACCAAAACCUGGUGUAAAAAUAUAUUAAUGUAUAUUUUCUAAUUGAUCAUAGUGUUAUUAUAUUCUAAAUUGUUGAUUGUAAACAUCAACAAAUGUAUUAUGUCUACUUGUAUUGAGCCUGUAUACUAUGUACAUAUAUUUGACAUGAUAUUCGACUAGGUUGUUUUAUACAUGUGACAUUACUAUGUUCAAAUAAAUAAAAUAAAUAUGAAGUC
Messenger RNA from Biomphalaria glabrata, 3825 nucleotides. RefSeq lists its product as uncharacterized. NCBI's taxonomy places the organism in Eukaryota, Metazoa, Mollusca, Gastropoda, Planorbidae. Gene Ontology annotation, molecular function: ubiquitin conjugating enzyme binding; ubiquitin protein ligase activity; zinc ion binding. Gene Ontology annotation, cellular component: ubiquitin ligase complex; cytoplasm. The record is from RefSeq and is a predicted model, not a curated record. The coding region runs from base 82 to 3081 and encodes 999 amino acids. The transcript has 3 exons. Gene Ontology annotation, biological process: protein polyubiquitination; ubiquitin-dependent protein catabolic process; positive regulation of proteasomal ubiquitin-dependent protein catabolic process.